Molecule: messenger RNA, 16695 nt
Organism: Lymnaea stagnalis (great pond snail)
Lineage: Eukaryota; Metazoa; Mollusca; Gastropoda; Lymnaeidae
Source: the annotation of a GenBank genome assembly
UAGGCCUUAGGGCCGUUCGGAUAUAUUUCUGCAAAAUGGAAACUUAUACAGACUUUGAAAAUGACAGUAAUGAGGUCAGUUUUGCCGAUUUUCUUAAGUUUGAAGAUGACGAGAAUAUGGAAGAUGAUAUGAGUUCCAUAACACAGGUCUGUGUUGAUGAAGAUCCUGAAGAAGAAACAGUCAGAAAACUAACCCGAUCUAAAUCAGUAAAUGAUAUUAGUGGUACAGCCCAGAACAAGUCAACAUUUGAUGGGUCGGGAGGCAGUGAGCCGCAAUCUAUUAAUGAAAGAUCUAAAUCAAAGUCUACAAGCAUAAAUUUUGAGAUACAGAACAGGUUGGACAAUAAUGUUAACGAUGGGUAGGCCAAUUUUUCACAUUCUUGAUUCUUUUUUUUUGCCCUCAUUGUUUUAACUUCGUGUAUGUGUGUAAAAUAAUAUUAAAAAUUGAGAAUUGACAAUUCACUUUUGCAGACAAGGCAAAGUUGUAGGGCUAUACUAUACAUGGACUUCCUUAUUUUAACUAAAACUAGUGCUAGUAGGAAAGCAACAAAUAAAUAAGUAUAGUAUAACUUAUAUGUAUAAGUAUAGAAGUGGCUAUUCGGACUGUGACUAUUGGAUUACGAGAAAUGAGAGGUUGGAUUUAAAAAAUAUUAAAAUAUUAUUGUUGGGUCUGUAAGAUAAAAUUUGGUAUUGAAUGAAAGAUAAUUGAAUGGACUAUCUCUAUUCUCUAUGUUUGUAACCUUAUUUGUCUUCAGUUAAACUAAAAUAAACUACCAUAAAUGACAUCCGAAUAGCAUUUAGUGAAAAUCAAACGGAUACGCAUUGCCGCUAUUCGGACCUAGGUCCCAUAUUAUGUCGUGUAGUACUGGUAAUUAGUAAUAGUAUAGCUUGGCCUAUUCAAUAGGGCUUAUCAUUUAAUGGCAGAAAUCUAUUAAUAGAAUUGCUGCAAUCAUCUGGGUACUCGGGUCAGACAAAAUGUCAACACUAACACUGUUCAGUACUAAUAUUAUAGCAAAGUGGCCCUUAACCUUAAUCAAAACUUGUUUACAACCAAAUUUUACUAAAUAUUUUACUCAAUUUUUCUUUUACUGCUUUACUAUAGUCAACAAUAUGUAGGGUUGCCAGGUCUGCUUCCAAAAAAUAGCGGACAAGCGCGCACAGGUGGGGGGGAGUGUUUUAAAAGUAUUUAAAAAAUUAUUUUUUUUUACAAUUUAAGUAUAUAUUUUCUUACAAACAUUACUUAAAAAUAGAAUGUAAAUAAUUGGUAAAUAGGGAAGGAAAAUGCCACUAUUUUAUCAGUCGCCGCCAUCUUGGUUGACACCUCACGUGAAGUGGCUGAAAGUAGUGCAAAACACGUGUUUUGAAAAAGGAAGGCGAGGGAGGAAAAAUGUUUUAAUUUUUCAAAAUGAAAGGAAGGAAAUAAAUAAAUUUAAUAGCAUUUUUUUGAAGAUCUAUGCCUAACCCGAACCCUAAAUCACUAAAUCUAUCCCUAUGCCUAACCCGAACCCUAAAUCACUAAAUCUAUCCCUAUGCCUAACCUGAACCCUAAAUCACUAAAUCUAUCCCUAUACCUAACCCGAACCCUAAAUCACUAAAUCUAUCCCUAUGCCUAACCUGAACCCUAAAAUCACUAAAUCUAUCCCUAUGCCUAACCCGUACCCUAAAAUCACUAAAUCUAUCCUUAUGCCUAACCCGAACCCUAAAUCGAUCCCUAAAACUAACCCUAAAGCCACAAGUAAAACACAUGGAAUUAACACACUGUAGCAAGAAAACUCAAAAAAUGGAAAAAAUCAAUAAAAAUUGGCGAAAAAUAAUAAGAACAUAAAUAAAUAAUGAAAAUCCAACUUACAGUUUCAUGAAAUACACUUUUACACACUUUAUUUCAGAUUGCACAAAUAAUAUCCAGAUAAUGAAUGGAGCACAAGAACCGGCAAGCCCGGCCAAAAUGUAGGCAAUAUGGUGUCACAAAUAACUAUGCAAAUUAGCCAACCAAUCAUAAUAAAAUAAUUCUCUAAAAAUAAACAAAGGGAAGUGACUCUACCUAAAAUACGUUGUGGCAUUUUCAAUGAUGAACAGCCUAAUAAUUUUAUAAACUUUAUUAAAUGUCUUGUGAAACAAUUGAAUAUCAUAGAAUGAUAAUCAUUUUUUUCGGAGAAUUGAGUUCAAUCAAUAUUUGAUCUUUGCCUCAUUCUAACUAAUGAAAAAAAGACAACACGCGAUUCUCCUAUCCUUAUUCUCUUAGACUGUACAACUUUAGAUUACGUACCAUUUCAUCAAAAAGCUUUUGAAUUAAAAAAAUGUCCACUAUUUUGUGAAAAAAAAAUAAUAACAUAAUGGAAAAAAUGCAGACUGUUCACUAAAAUAGUGGACACCUGGCAACCCUAACGAUAUACAUUUUGUAAAAUCAGACAUUUCGUGUGCUGGAUGGCCGAGUGUUCUAAACUGACUCAAUGCCAGUAGCUGGUGGUCUGUAGCUCAUUCCCUACCAAAGCCAACAUCCCAAGCACUCCGGGUGGAUGGGACUCGCUAGCCUUGGACUAAGAAAAGGCAAACUCGGCUUUCAAAAUAAAGAAAAAAAAUAGUAAAAGGACUUCAUUGCACAUAAGGCACAGUUAACAGUAACUCUUGACCAGGGUGACCAAACGUCCUGUAAAGACGGGAUUUUCCAGUUUUUUCACGAUCGUACCCGUGUCCCGAAAAAGUCUUUUGAGAUGCCUAAAUGUCCCGUUUCUAAAACCAAACACAUUUUCAGAUCACUAAAACUUCUCACCGGUAUUUAUAAUAUAACUUCAAAUAAUAUUUUGGGUAGCUGUGUAGCCAGUGCCAGUAGUGAUGUGGGCUCGCGUGAUCCCUGCACUGUCCCCCCUCUCCACCCCUCUGCCGAUGCCGCGUGAACGGGAGUGUCCCUGCCAUAGAUAUAUGUAUAGGUCUCAAAAUAGUGAAAAUGGGCAUGUUUCAAUAAACAGUUUCUGGCAGAGGCCGCCGGACUCCUAUUUAGCUGGAGGGGAUCCCCGUGUGUCCAGUUUUUUCCAGUUCAUAUUUGGUCACCCUACCCUAGAUACAAAGAUCGACCGCACAUGCAUGGUGUUAUUAUUAUUAUUAUUGGUGUUUUAUAUAGCGCUGGGCUCACAACGCUGUACAUACAAUUUAACAAACAUAAUCAUGAACUUAAAAAAUUAACAUACAUUAAUUAAAUAAAACAAAACAAAGGUAUAUUCAUUUCCUAAAACUCAUAAAAGUGUACAAGAUGGGUUAGGAGUCACAUAGAAAGAGCUAAUGAGGCAAUGACGUGAUAUAAAAUACUUGUUUUAAGAAAUAUUUGUCCAACAUUCUAAAAAUAGUAACAUUAUGUAGUACACGUACAAGUUUUCCGGUCUUAGAAAUGACAAGCCCUAUUUGAUUUUGAUUUUCCAAUUAUAAAAAUUGUUCACUGGCACUGGCUAAAACUAAUAAUAAUAACUACUCAUACUAAUACUCAUAAUAACAAAACAACAAAUAAAAACACUUAGACUUAGGGCGAUAGAUCUUAGUCUUAAUUAUUAGCCUCUUAAUAUUUUAUUUCUCAUCACCGUUCUCUAUUUGAAUAUUUUUAAAAUUAAAUUUAGGCCCUUGUCUCAUCAAUAAUUUAAUGUAGACCUACUAGCCAGUGCCAUAGGCCUAAACAGUGCCAUAGGCCUAGCCAGUGCCAUAGGCCUAGACAGUGUCAUAGGCCAAGACCUAUUAACAAUUAUAAUUCCUGCUGAGAUGGAGAAUUAUUGUCAUUUUUUUAUUAUUUAAUUUAAACCAAAAGUGGUUAAAGUAUUGAAGGUACAUAAGAUUCAUACCAGUAGUCAUAGUGAACCAACAGUGGCUAUAGUAUUGAAUGAACAUAACAUUCAUACCAGUAAUCAUACUGAACCAACAGUGGUUAGAGUAUUGAAUGAACAUAACAUUCAUACCAGUAGUCAUAGUGAACCAACAGUGGUUAAAGUAUUACAUGAACAUAACAUUCAUACCAGUAGUCAUAGUGAACCAACAGUGAUUAAAGUAUUGAAUGAACAUAACAUUCAUACCAGUAAUCAUACUGAACCAACAGUGGUUAAAGUAUUGAAUGAACAUAACAUUCAUACCAGUAAUCAUACUGAACCAACAGUGGCUAUAGUAUUGAAUGAACAUAAUAUUCAUACCAGUAGUCAUACUGAACCAACAGUGGUUAAAGUAUUGAAGGAACAUAACAUUCAUACCAGUAAUCAUACUGAACCAACAGUGGCUAAAGUAUUGAAAGAACAUAAGAUUCAUACCAGUAGUCAUACUGAACCAACAGUGGCUAAAGUAUUGAAUGAACAUAAGAUUCAUACCAGUAGUCAUAGUGAACCAAGUUAAGAUUUAGGCUACCUAUUUAAAAUUUAUUAUUAUAGACUGUUAAUUAAGUAUUUUAGUGGUUUAUUAAUAUCAUAUGACAUGUAUUUUAGCUUUAUUAGGAUUUGAAUUAUUUACUCUUCUGAUGGCAAAGUAACAUUUAAUUAAGUGAAUGAUAUUUAUUUUACUGUAAGUAGCACUGGUGACUAACAUUAACAGUGUUAUACAAAGCCUACAAAUAAUUUAAUAUUGCAAUUACAGUAGAGCCUCGAUUAUCCAAAAUAAUGGGUUAUAUGAACUGCCCCUUUAUUUUUAUUAUUAUUAUUGAUGUAAAAAAUUUGAAUGGCAUAGAGCAUUGGCGUAAAAUCACCAUAAAAAAACAAUUUCAGCCCCUGUUGCACGAUCCAGGUAAUCUAGAUAUGAGAAGUGACCAGACUAGGAAAAGGCCGUAUGCAAGCUUGUUAAUUAAGGUCAUCUUGUAUUAUUUAUGUGUAUUAAAUAUUUACUUUUUAUAUCCCUUUAAGAAGGUACUAUGAAACACAUUGUCGUUAGGAUUAACAUAAUACAAAUACUAUGUUGAUACUUGUUUAGUAAUAUCUGAUUUUAAAAGGACACAUUUAGUAGACAGUGUUUAUCUCACGUUGAAAGAGAUGGAGCUUGGGGGGGACUCGAUGUGAUCGUGUACUCUGACUCAAGAUCUGCUCUCGAGAUCUUGAGAAAGAGACCAGGUACCACUCACCUUGUUGACGUCAUAAUUUAUGAUGUGUACAAGAUCGGUGACCUAGAAGGCAAGGUGGCAGUGCAAUGGAUCCCAGGUCACGUCAACGCCAGUGGCAAUGAGAAAGCAGACACCCUGACAAAAACCGGGGCUGCCCAGCCUCAGCCAAAAGUACCAAUAACAUUUGGGAAUAAGGAACUGGCUGGCAGACCACUUUAGGACGAAGUGGUACAGGCAAUGGGUAGUCAAUACGACUGUCAGAGGCGUCUAUUUGAAUUUGCCGCCUAGCAGACAGGACCCAUGAUGGGCCGUAGACAACAGAGUUUAGUGAUGCAGAUGCGCACAGAGCACCACCCCAUAGGCACAUACUUCUGGCGGCUAGAUAACAACAGGGACCCUAACUGUUGGCAUUGCAGCCUGGUUCCGGAGACACUAGCGCACAUGUUGACCGAAUGUCCCUCAUUAGAUUCUUGGGGGAAGCCAGGACGAUUGGAGAGCCCUACAUGAGGAAAAUGUUGUAUGGCUCAGCUCAGCAGACGGAGCUGGUAGACAAUGUAAUAAGAGAGUAAUCUCAGACCCUCUUCAGAAAAUGUGUGUUAGUAAAGAAUUUGAAAAUAACAACUUAGUUUUUUAUUACAUUAUUGUCAAAUUGAUGUUGAAUUUUUCUGUAAGAACAACUCAGUGUUAUAUUAUCCAAAAUAUGUUAUCCGUUCCGUACCCCGGUCACAAUUAGCUCUGUAAAUCAACGCUCUUCUUCAAUUUUAGGCUUUGAAGUAAGUCUUUGAUAUUUGUCAGAAGCUCAUUGGAAAUCAUUUUGAUCUUGCCAAUAUUACCAGCAGUUAUCAACAACAAUACAUUGUUACAUAGCAAGGUGCAAUAAACGUACAACAUAAGAGCAUGCACCUUCAAAGUGGAGCCGCCAAGAGAGUUAAAACUAUAUUCACAAGACGCGAAAAUGUUUUUAAAAACACAAAGUUUGUCAACUCAAUUCUUACUACUUAAAAAAUCACUUAUAAGUUAUCACUGCCAGUUUUCUAAACCAGAACAAAUUUUUUUUUAAAAUUUCACUUUUGAUUAUACUUUUGAUCUCAAUGCCUUUUUUGUUAACAUUAUUCAUUCAGGUUGCUGAAAAUUUCAUGGUUUGUCUGCACUAGUCACUUUACACAAAGCCCUCAAUGUUGAUAAUCAUCUAUUAGGAAAUCUAUGAAGAAAUCUAUGAAGAUCUCUACCUACUGAGGUUGGCCAAGAAAUGCAAGUGUCUAACUCUGUGAAAUAUUCACUUAUUUCAGUGAAUACAUCAACAGUUUUUUAUAAGGGUUCAAACUUAUUGAAAGUAAAUCAAUCUAUCUAAUUUUGCAUUAUAAUUAACUCUGACCUAGUGCAAAAUUGACCAUUUACAAGCCUAUUUGAACAAGAAAGGAGAAGAGAUUACAGGCUGAGCUUGAUAAUCUUCAAGUCAAUUGCUACAGACUUCAAGGAGGCAGUAAUCAGACUUCACCGAGGCAGUACUCGGUCUUGUCUAUUAUUUGUUCACUAUCUAAAAUUAAAAAAUCUAGGUGCACAUGAAUAGUUUGGACUUUUAUUUUUUGAAAUCACCCUUCAGCUUGAAAGGACUUUUCUUAUUACAUUGUUUCAGAUAUAUUCAUCACACAAUAUCUGAAGAUGAGAUUCUCAUGCAAAUUAAUCCGGGGAGCAGCCGAAUGCCAUCGAAUCCAUCACAUGCAACACUGACAAUUGAGAGUCAAAAUCCCAAAACCAAAGUCAAAGAGGUCACCAGGUAUCAUUAAAUAAUAUUUUAUAUUUUGUUCAUAAUAUAUAUAUCCCCAAAAAAGGUAACCUACGGCUAUACCAAAACUAUCGCACAAUUAGCCUAAUAAGCCAUCCAAGCAAGGUCAUGCUGAAGAUCAUAUUGAACCAACUAAAACCACAUGCCGAAAGAAUCUUUGCUGAAUAACAGGCGGGCUUCAGAAAAGGACAGGGCACUACUGAGCAGAUUCUAAACCUGUGAAUACUAUGUGAGAAUUAUGCUCAACACCAACAAAACCUAUACCACGUCUUUGUGGACUUCAAGAAAGCAUUCGACAGGGUUUAGCAUGCUGCUUUAUGGGCCACCAUGAGGAACUACAACAUCAACACAAACCUAACCACCAUGAUAUGCAACCUAUAUGAUAAGGCCACCAGUGCAGUCUUCCUCAACAACAACAUCUGAGAAUGGUUCAAGACCACAGUUGGAGUACGACAAGGCUGCCUGAUCUCCCCCACCCUAUUCUACAUCUUCCUAGAGAGAAUUAUGUCAGAUGCUCUGGAAGCGCAUGAAGGGACAGUCAGCAUUGGUGGCAGAACAAUCACCAACCUACGCUUUGCGGAUGACAUAGACGUGCUGGCUGGGAAUGAAGAAGAGUUAGCCAACCUGGUAAAGCGUCUCGAUAAGACCUCGUCGUCCUAUGGCAUGCUAAUCAGUGCCGAAAAGACAAAACUGAUGACAAAUAAUACCGCAGGCAUCAUCACUGAAAUUAAGGUCGGGGAGGAAAGAUUAGAGACUGUCGGCCGCUUCAAAUACCUAGGAGCAAUAGUCUCAUAAGAAGGCUCCAGGAUUGCGCAGACUACAACAGCACUAAAAAAGCUCAAGAAAAUAUGGAAUGACAAAAAUAUAGCCCCCAGACCAAAAUCAGGCUGAUGCGCUCAUUAGUGCUCUCCAUUUUCGUGUAUGCCUGCGAAUCCUGGACAUUAACAGCCGAUCUUGAAAGGAAAAUAAAGGCAAUGGAGAUGAGAUGCUUCAGAAGCAUUUUUGGCAUCUGCUAUAGGGACCAUAUCUCCAAUGAUACAGUGAAAGAAAGGGUUCGUCAGGCCAUUGGGGAAUACGAUGACCUAGUGGUCACUGUGAAAAAACGCAAAUUGCAAUGGUACGGCCACGUAACAAGGAAACAAAGGCUUGCCAAAGAAAUAUUGCAGGGCACCACAAGAGGAGGGAGAAGAAGAGGAAGAAAAAUAAAAAGGUGGGAGGAUAACAUCAAAGAGUGGACAGGACUAACACGGGGCGAUGCAGUGCGUAGUGCUGGAGGCAGAGAGGAAUGGAGGAGGAUGGUUCACAUGUCAUCUGUGGCGCCCCAACGGUCAAAGGACUAAGGGACAUGACGAUGAGGAGGAUGUAUAUAUUAUUUUUUGGCAAAAUGAUUCAUUUUUUUUUUUUUUAAAUCUGACUGUAAGUGGAGUGUUGGGUUAAUUGGCCUUAAAGUAGGUCAUCAAAUACACAUUUUACAGGCCAAAUAAAAUCACAAACUGUAAAUGGAGUGUUGGGUUAAUUUGCCCUGAAAGUAGGUCAUCAAAUACAUAUUUUACAGGCCGAAUAAAAUCACAAACUGUAAAUUCAAAAUCAUUUAGGGUAAAAAAAAUAUUACAUGCACACACCAACACAUAUACACACACACUUUUUGUUUUUACCUUUGGUGAUCCAGAUAAGAGUUAGAUGGUUGUAUUGACCAUUGCCUGAGGUGAUCAGGACAGGUUGUAUUGAUCAUUGCUUGAGGUGAUCCGAAGAAGUUGUAUUAACCAUUGAUUGAGGUGAUCCACAGAACUUGUAUCGAUCAUUGCUUGAGGUGAUCCGAAGUAGUUGUAUUGACCAUUGAUUGAGGUGAUCCGGAGAAGUUGUAUUGACCAUUGAUUGAGGUGAUCCGGAGAAGUUGUAUUGACCAUUGAGUGAGGUGAUCUGGAAUAGGUAAUCGGGAAAGGUGAUCUGGAAAAGUUGUUUUGACCGUUGAUUGAGGUGAUAUGGAGAUGUUGUAUUGACCAUUGCUUGAUGUUAUCAGGAAAGGUUGUAUUUACCAUUGAUUGAGGUCAUCUGGGGAAGUUGUAUCUCACCGUUGAGUGAGAACACCCAGAAAAGUUCAAGAGGUUAAUGAUCCUUUAAAUAGAAUUUUGGUACUUUUUUUUAUCUUAACUUUUCUUUUUUUACAAAUUCUUUUAUAGAUUCAAAUGCACAUUUGCAGAAUGUGCACGUACCUACAGCACUCAUGGAAACCUUAAGACCCAUGAGAAGACACACAGAGGUACUGUCUCUGGACAAUUUUUAUUAUUAUACAACUUUUUAUCUUAGUUCUUUUAAAUUGACAUUUCAGUUUGAAUUUUAAUUUUGUUUAACAUGUUCAAUAAUAGCAAAAUGUUCAAUGGUGGCAGAAUGCUCAGUAGCAGCAGAAUGCUCAGUAGUAGAAGAUUCAUUAGUAGCAGAAUGUUUAAAAGUAGCAGACAGUUCAUUUAGUAACAAAAUGUUCAGUAGUAGCAGAAAGUUCAGUAGUUGCAGAAGGUUCAAAAGUAGCAGACGUUGAUUAAAAUUGUCCAUAUUCUCACUUGAUAUAAUCUUUUAAUGGGAUAAAAUGAAUAACAGAUAGAUGAUAUAAAUCAAAAUCAGUUUAUUCAAUCAAGGAAUAUUGUUAAAUGUAUGAAAAGACAACAGUGGAGGGGAAUGGUAGCACACAUGCCUCACAACCACAGUCUAGUGGGUUUGAAUUUUUUGGGUGUUGUCAGUACUUAUAAACCAGUAAACUGAUGGAACUGACUUGGCAGUCUGUCCUUAGUUAUAAGACAGUAGAAUGAUGAAACUGACUCUGCAAUCUGUUCCUAGUUAUAAGACAGCAGACUGAUGGAACUGACUCGGCAGUCUAUCCCUGGCUAUAGGCUAGUAUAAUUUUGGUUUUAUCUUAUAACUGCUAUACACAAUGAGGAUCCACUGCAAAUAAAACCUAUUAUGAAAGUCAACAUAGUGGUAUAUUGUAGGAUGAGCUGCUUAUUGAUUGCAGGUGAAUUAACAUUUGUAUGUAACGAGCUGGGUUGUGGCAAACGCUUCUUGACCUCCUACUCCUUGAGGAUUCAUGUCAGAGUGCACACCAAUGAGAAGCCAUAUGAGUGUGAUAAACCAGGCUGUGAAAAAUCUUUCACCACGAUUUACAGGUAACAGACCUUUACACCUGAAGCAAGCCUGGGCAAUUGUUAACAAAUCCAGUAGGUCAUAAAUUAGGGCACAUAUGUUUUAUCUAUUCAAGGUCAUAAUUUAAGGCACAUGUAAUAUAUUUAUUCAAACUUAUAAUCUAGGUCACAUAUAAUAUAUAUAUUCAAGGUUAUAAUUUAGGUUACCGGUACAUGUAAUAUAUAUCUAUUCAAGAUUAUAAUUUAGGGCACAUGUAAUAUAUCUAUUGAAAGUUAUAAUUUAGGGCACAAGUAAUAUAUCUAUUGAAAGUUAUAAUUUAGGUCACAAGUAAUAUACCUAUUAAAAGUUAUAAUUUAGGUCACAAGUAAUAUAUCUAUUGAAAGUUAUAAUUUAGGGCACAUGUAAUAUAUCUAUUGAAAGUUAUAAUUUAGGGCACAAGUAAUAUACCUAUUGAAAGUUAUAAUUUAGGUCACAAGUAAUAUACCUAUUAAAAGUUAUAAUUUAGGUCACAAGUAAUAUACCUAUUAAAAGUUAUAAUUUAGGUCACAAGUAAUAUAUCUAUUGAAAGUUAUAAUUUAGGGCACAUGUAAUAUAUCUAUAGAAAGUUAUAAUUUAGGUCACAAGUAAUAUAUCUAUUGAAAGUUAUAAUUUAGGGCACAUGUAAUAUAUCUAUAGAAAGUUAUAAUUUAGGUCACAAGUAAUAUAUCUAUUGAAAGUUAUAAUUUAGGGCACAUGUGAUAUAUAUUCCAGAUUAUAGUUUAGGGCACACAUAUAAUGUCUAUUCAGGUUAAUAAUAUAAUCAUGUUAUAAAACCAUUCUAGGCAUUAUGUCUUCAUGAAUCAUUAAACAAAAAACUGGUACUCUGUCUUUAGUUUUGGCUUGAGCCAUAUUUGUACUGAUCUUCUCAGUAGGUGCAAUAUUUGUACUGAUAUUCUCAGUAGGUUUUAUAUUAAAGUCUUGAAUGCACUCUGACCUCUAGAAUUAAUUUUCCUUAGAUUGCGCGCUCAUGAACGCCUUCAUUCUGGAGAAACCUUUAAAUGUGGAUCUGAUGGUUGCACUAAAUAUUUUACCACACUCAGUGACCUCAGAAAGCACAUACGCACGCACACCGGAGAAAAGCCAUUUGUGUAUGUAGACUUUGUUUCACUCAAACCGUUGUUCUUUAUUUUAAUAUAAAUAUUUUAAAAUGAAUUUAUUGUUUAAUACACAUUCAUAAGCCUAGUUUUUGUGUAAAUAUUUUAAUGGAACAAGUGAGUCAGUCUAGAACUAAAUCAUGCAAUACUUGAGUCAGUGUAGAGCUAAAUCAUGCAACACCUGCAAUGUCUGUUUAAAUAAAUACACUUGUUUGGUGUUGUUAUUUUUUAUUUUGAAUAAUGAUUGGUGCAAUAUCUCCUCAGAUGUAAUGAAAAUGGUUGUGGUAAGGCGUUUGCAGCCAGCCAUCAUUUAAAGUCCCAUAACCGAAUCCACACAGGUCAGUUGGUCACACCUUUUUUGUCUUUAAUAUGCUUGUUUUGAAAUAGUUGAAAAGGCAAUAGCAAUCUUCUUGUAGUUUAACUCAUUCCCUCUAGCAGUGCAACUUCCGUACUUAAUUUAUUUUCCUGAGAACAGGGAAGAAACACAGUUUUGAAAUUGAUUUACAUUUUUAAAAUAUUUUUUAAAGCUGCUUAAUAUCAAUAAAUGUUAAUGAAUUAAGGACCAAUGCAUCAAAAAAUGAAUAAGGUUUAAUAAAAACGUAACAUUAGCAGCGAAACAUUAAUGAACAAUGGCCAAAAAAUUUAUUUUUGGCACCUCGGAUGAACACAUGCUAGAUAUAGACGCGCCGUACUAAAGCACACAUUUUUAAAAGUGAAACAAGAUAAAAACUUGCGGUUUUUAAAUUAAAACUAGAAUCACGACAUAGCCGGAAGUCUCGAGGGACGUGAGAUUUCAUUGCUAUUUUUAACUAAAAAUAAGAGAGGUGUGUUUCUAUGCGCCAAGUCGCAUUUGGACACAUCCGUUGAAACCCCCAAAGGACGCAUUUAGCUGCAACCGUCGAGAAUGAGCUAAAACAUUUCUCAGAUUCCUUCAGAAUAUUUUUUUAAUUGUGAGUUAUAAUUUUAGAUUUGUGUGUCUAUUUUAUUUAAAUUUUGAAGGGGUUUUAUAUUUCAAUGUAUUAAAGCUACACAUUUUGAUGUCAGUUUUAAAUUUGUAUACAAAUUUUUAAAAAACGUAUUUUUAAAUUUGAUACUGUGGUAUGACUAGUUUUAUUUUUGAAAAAUAUUUAGAGUCAGAUGAAUUGCAUGAGAUAAUGGGAGCAAUAAUGUUCUAUAGAUUGGUCUUCUGCAUUUACAGAAUACAAAUAUUGGUUAGUUUGAAUUUCUAGCCUUUGAUUCUGUUGUAAUAAAUUUUGAUUAUAAAAUGAACACACUAUUAUAAAAUCAUGAAUUAAAUAAAUAAAGUUUGUUUUUAAUCUAGUAAUUAUCAAUGACUUCAGGUGACAAGCCGUAUGAAUGCACACAAGGUGGAUGUUGCAAAGCCUUUACAUCUAUUUCUAGUCUCAAGUUGCAUGUAUCUAAGCAUGAGAAAGAUACAGACAAGGAAAAGGGUAAGUGACAAAUUGAUCUUUUAUAAAGGGACAGAGACCAAAUAUGUUGUACAGGAAAGUGUUAAAAUGUGUUGUAAUGGCUGUGUUGAAAUUUGUUUGUGUGUGACUUUGUUAAAAUUUUUUUGUUUGCAGUACAUAACUGUUGAAAUGUGUUGUACACGACUGUUGGAAGGUGUUAAAUAUGACUAUGUUAAAAUGUGUUGUACAAGACUGUGUUAAAAUGUAUUGUACAUGACUGCAUUGAAAUAUUUUGUGUGUGACUGUUGAAAUGUGUUGUACAUGACUGUGUUAAAAUGUGUUGUCCAUGACUGUGUUAAAAUGUGUUGUCCAUGACUGUGUUAAAAUGUUUUGUAAUAACUGCUGAAAUAUGUUGUACAUGACUGUUAAAAUGUGUUGAACAUGACUUUGUUAAAAUAUGUUGUACAUGAAUGUGUUAAAAUGUGUUGUACAUGACUGUGUUGAAAUAUGAUGUAGGUACAUAACUGUGGAAAUAUAUUGUUCAUGACCAUGUUGAAACGUAGUUUACAUGACUGUGUAUUGUACAUGACUAUUAAAAGGUCAUGACGGAGUGGUGGUAGAGGGGUCUAAACUGAGUCAGUCCCAAGCUUGUGGACAGGAGCUCAAUCCCUAGCAAAAGCCCUAAGAAGAACAAAACAAACACCAGCCACACCCAAUUAUGGAUGGGACUCAUUAACCUUGGAUGGCAGCUCAUCUAAGAGAAGGCAUACUUGGAAAUCAAACCUGGAGAAGGAGACAUCAACACAAUGAUAAAUGUCUACAGAGCACAGUGAGACACAAGAAUUAUGUCUGCCCUUCUUCUGCCUCCUGUUCUAUUUCCAGUCAUCUUGACAGAGUCUUGCCAUUGGAUCAAUGGGCAAGUACCAGUGAGUUAGAAUGAUGAUGUGAGUGACUCUACCUCACUUUAAACAAAGUACAGCUCAAAUCAAGGCUACUACUCAAGUCAAGGCUACCACUCAAGUCAAGGCUACCACUCGGGUCAAGGCUACCAUUGAAGUCAAGGCUACCAUCAAGUCAAGGCUACCACUCAAGUCAAGGCUACUACUCAAGUCAAGGCUACUACUCAAGUCAAGGCUACCACUCAAGUCUUGGUCAAGUGUGCAAAGAACAAACAAUAAUAAAAUGGGUUGUUCUGUAGUGAGCAGAGUUUUUUUGUUUACAUUGAGUGUAAGAUAUUUUUGGCAUUACAAUGAGUGUAAGAUAUUUUUGCCAUUACAAUGAGUGUAAGAUAUUUUACCCUUAUGGCUACUUAAUUGAUUAAAGUAAUGUUCAAAAUCAGUUUCUGUUUGUUACUCAAUAAGUGUUCCUUCAUUAUUUCAUCUAGGCCAUCAGCAUUGCAACAACAUGAGCUCUAGCCAUGUGCUGGCAGAUGAUCUUGAGAACGCCAGCUCUAACAACACAACUGAUGUUAAAUGUGAACCAGGGCACGUAAGUCUCUUUCCCCCCCCCCCCCCCCCCCCCCNUUUUGUAAAAUGAUUAACACAAAAAGAAUAAGUAGUGUGCACACUGUCAAGAGUAUAGAGAAUAAAGUGUGUAAAAAGUUUUUUUUUUGCAUGCUGACAGGGGUAUAGAGAAUAAAGUACUUAUACAGUAUGAGGCACAAGCUGAAUAAGAUUUUAAAACUAGAAGAUGACAAUCAUUAUUGUAAUUUUUCCAUUACAGUCUAGACUGAGUGUCGAGCAAGUGAUCAACUCCAUGUAUUCCUCCCAGACUGUCCAAGUUGGAGAUGGUAUGUCAUUGUUUGGCCUAGUUUCCAAAGUGAUGUGGCAUGUCACUGCUAUUACUUUCAGACUUGUUUACCCUCAAACCCUUAAAAUCGUACAAUAUCAUCAUAUAAUCGUUCAAUACAUUCUCUUUAUAGAGCAAAAACGUGCUGUAUAUAUAAUGUAUACACCUCAAAAUCGUACAUUGUACGCCAAAAUCGUAAGAGUAAACAGGUCUGUUACUUUUUUUUUUACCGUUUUGUUCAGACUUCUUUUUUGGUGGUAUUCUUUUUGUCCAAUGUACUUUCAUGAAAAGUAGACUUGUAAGGAUCUCUGAAUUCAUUUUUGAUGAGAUUUUUUUUAUUUUGGCAGAGCCUAUCAUGAUGCUAAUGAAACGACCCUUAGAAAGAAAUCUUUUCUUAGAAAUCCUUGAUAAAAUGUAAUAUCAAGUACUAGGGGGUUUAUCAAGUACUAGGGGGUGUAUCAAGUAAUAGGGGGUUUAUCAAGUACUAUGGGGUGUAUCAAGUAAUAGGGGGUUUAUCAAGUACUAGAGGGUGUAUGAAGUACUAGAGGGUGUAUCAAGUACUAAGGGGUGCAUCAAGUAAUAGGGGGUGUAUCAAGUAAUAGGGGGUGUAUCAAGUAAUAGGGGUGUAUCAAGUAAUUGGGGGUGUAUCAAGUAAUUGGGGGUGUAUCAAGUACUAAGGGGUGGAUCAAGUAAUAGGGGGUGUAUCAAGUAAUACGGGGUGUAUCAAGUAAUUGGGGUGUAUCAAGUAAUUGGAGGUGUAUCAAGUACUAAGGGGUGUAUUAAGUACUAGGGGGUUUAUCAAGUAAUAGGGGGUGUAUCAAGUACUAGGGGGUGUAUCAUGUAAUAGAGGUGUAUCAAGUAAUUGGGGAUGUAUCAAGUAAUUGGGGGUGGUACUGAAAGUUUGAUGAAACAUGGUCACAAGUAACACUUUACAAGAAGCCCAAUUUGUGGACAUUUAUUUCACACGCCUGAACUAUAUUAAUAGUCCAUUGAUCCACCCACUUUUACUCAGCAGAUUUAUUGCAUCAUUUCAGAAAAACAAAGAACAUAUUACCCACCAAAUGCCUUUACUAUAUUUUGAAAAAAAUCUCCUAAGGUUUGACUAAACUAGGCUGUGCACAUUGGCGAUAUUUAUAGAUAUUUUAUGGAGAUAUUAGGGUUAUUUAUAGCUAUGUUAUGGGAUAAAAAUUGUUAACAGUCAUUGAGUAUUGUAUUUUCAAUGUCAAAAAGUUCAUAUUAUUCCUUGUUUUUCAUAGAGCCAACUGAUGGCAUUGUACAAGAGCUACUUGAGCCUGUGAUCCCAAUAGAACCAUGCCUAGAAGAGACUGUGGUCAAUGUUAAUUUAAACAACCAAACCAUAACUAUGCUGCCACCAAUACAAGCGGCGGUAAACAAUUUAAUGCAGCAGUCUCAGCUGAUCACACAGCAGUUGGCCUGCGGGCCCCAAGGAUGUGUGUCUGAGACCGUUGAUGUUGGUGGCGCAGUUAAUGCCACGGAGCGAUUGCUCACGCUGCCUGCUACAAUCGCAAACAUCCCAAUCAUCAAUUCUGAACUUGUCAAAAAUCUCUUGGGCACCAACAACACUAUCAUGGUCCAGGAUCGCCACGGUGCAAUAAUGCAGAUUCCCAGCUCUGUUUUGCUGCAGGAUCCAACAGCACUUGCCAGCCUGACAUCAUCAAUGGUCACCUCCCUAGGGCAGAGGAUGGACACCAUGGCAACUGUAUCUGCAACAUUCGAACCGUCAAGUAUGAUAUUCAACACGUCUCUGUUAGGUGAAGGCAAGUCAGGUUUAAACUCAGUGUCUGACCAGCCAAGUUGUUGUAGCAAAGCUGCUGUUGUCCUGCCCAAUCCACCAGCACUUCAUCCCAUGCAACAGAUACAACAGACUCUGCACUCUAAUCCUACCAAAUUCAGAACUGACUUUGCGGGCUUACUUGGAAUGCAAGCACAUGAAGUUCAAGCAGCGCAGUUGAACAGUCAGCAGAAUGUGAUAUUAAAUUAUAGUACUGACAAUUUAGAUCAAACUGAUGGUGCUUCUAUAUCCUCCCUCACUCUCAUGGACCCCCCUCGGACGACAUCAGACGUAUCUGCACUUCGUGACCAGACUGACAGUUUAGCUGAACCUCCGCCCGUUAUUCUCCAAUGCCCGCCAGUGGCUCACACACACAUCGCAUCUUCAGCAGCUUCAUGCUCCAAGUCCUGCUCAACAUCCUGCUCUUCAAUAGCUGCUCUCUCAAAGUCCCACUCUGUGCCUGACAGACCAGCUCUUCCCCAAGAUGGAACUCUGACUUCCGCCAUUCAAAAAGGGAUCCCUGUUUCCAUCUUGCCUGGUGCCAGUCCCGAGUCCAUUGUUCUCAACCAGGUCUUUGUACCUAUUUAUAGCAACACU